UUAAAAAAAUCCUCUUCCUAUUUACAAGUUUGUUAUUGUUUUCGUGGAGAUCCUGCCUCGUCCGAAACCUUCUCUUAUUUAGGCCUAUUUUCACGUGGAUUAAUCACCCUAGGCCUAUAUUUUUGCAGAUAAAUCAACAGAUUCCAACGAUGAGCCAGAUAGAUUCACGUCCAUCCACGCCAGGGAGCAUGGCUCUGGAGGUCUUGGAGGGUGACAACAGCAUCUUCAAGAAGCCGUUGGUGCCGCCCCCGAGGAAGAGGAAAAAAGUACUGGACGAGGACACCUACGUCAAAGAAGUAGAGAAAAUAAUCGAAAGGGACUUUUUUCCCGAUCUGGAAGAUCUGAAAGAAAAAGUUGAGUUCUUGGAGGCCAAGGAAGCUAACGACAUCAUCAAGCUAAGGGAAUUUUACUCCAAAUACUCCUGCGGGAAAGACUCUGCCUUCCGAAAUGUAGAAGACAGUCCAGCAACCUUUGAAACACCAGUAGCAAACAGUGGGGACGCAACUCCAUUGAUGGGCAGUGCACGAAGUUUGUCCAAGUCUACGUGCAAUGCAAAGGAGAGUGCAACAGAUAAAGACAGUGCUUCCGACAGCUCCAAAAUAUCGCUGGACGAAUUUCUUGACUCUCACACAAGUGAGGAUAACGAGAGCUUUGAACAGUUGAUGGAGAAAAAUGAAGCAAAAUUUAGGUUGAAGCAUGCCUGGAUGUUUGAAGCAGAAGAGAAGCACAAUGAAGAUCACACGCCAAACUUGAGUCUUCCAACGGUCGAGCAGCGAGAGGAAGCCUCGCGACUGGCCAUAACAGGAACCUCGCUCCAGAACGACUCCAGGCCCAAGCAGGUGGAAAACUGGAAAUUCAAAACAUUCAACUCAGUCAUGUUUGUACCAGAUGGAGUGCCAGUUUCCCGAGCAAAGAGCAUAGAGGCUGCGAAACAGAAGAAGCGAGAGGUGAAUUUAUCCAACACUCGGUACACAAGCUACCCGUUUACUGAGACGUUAAGUCAAGCAGCCAUGUUGGAAGCAUCGGCCGUUCAGGCCAGCAAAAGGGAGGGAAAAGUUGGCGUAGAUGGGAAGGAGCUUGGGAAAGAUACUCCAAAGUUUAAUGGGUACAGUUUCGUAACUGCCCCAUCACCAGUGCCUGGGGUCGACGCUUCUCCCCUGAUGACAUGGGGCGAAGUUGACGGAACUCCCAUACAGCUGGAUGGGAAUCAGACGCCUCUCUUGAAACGACACACGCCGGGACCUUCGUAUAGAAUACCAAAAGUGCCUAACAGGGAUCGACUCGGACACAUGUUGGCCGAACAAGUCAACUUGAGGCACCGUAACAAGAAGUCCGAAGCCGUGUCUGUUGCGAGAUCGAGUCUGGGUACACCGUCGACUUUCGGCCAACACUCGACGUCCGAAAGAGUCACUUCCAUGUCCCCGGCUGCUCAGAGACUCCUAAGCUCAAAGUUGGGGAUCAGCCAUGCCACAGACAAAGCCCUACGGCAGUCUUACACGCCCUCGCCGCUGACUAGACUAGGCUCGAACACCCCGGGCGCCGUGACACCUAGUUACGCCCUCACUCCAGAAACUGUCAGCCUACCGUCGGUCACGCCCAAGAGACGAGGGUCUAAGAAACACUCUAAGAAUCUUCCUGUUGCGGGCGACAGAGAAGCAUCUGUUGGUCUGACGGAUAACCUUUUGGACUUGCCGAAAAGACCCAACACCACUACGGGCAAAUCCGAGCGUGGUGGGGACACAAGGAGGUGUGCCGCAGAUUUCUUCUGAUACCAUGCGAUUCAUUGCUUAUCACGUCAGACUAUACUUGCCUUUUAUAUGUUAUUUCCAAGAUAUAUAUUACAGUAAUGUUUAGAUAUUUUGGUAUGAAAGAAUUGUAAUGUCCUCACCUAUUAAUAGCAACUAGUGAUUCACGAUAUUCCUCUAGAAGCUGUCGUGAUCCUCAUCCACAUUGAGAAUUUGAAUAAACAGAUCUCAUUCCCAUUAUCAUUGAAGUCACUUGCUCAGAUGUUACAAAUGUCAUGACAUUUAUAUCACAAUUUCUCUUAUUCCUAUGAGGUAAACUUUUGGAUAUUAGCAAAGUUUCUUGUUUGAUGUCUAAGAUUAGUUUUCUGUGCUAAGGAAAAUGUUUACGAUUUUUAUUUGAGUAAUUCAAGUUCUCUCUAAUUUUAAGAAAGAAAAUUUGUAAUAUUCACAAAAUCAAAAUUUGUUUUUGGCCUAAUAAAAUGGAAAAUUAUGUGACGAGGUGGUAUAUAGUAUAUCAAAAUCUUCCAGGGAUAAAAAUAUUCCAUUAAGGCAAUCUGUGCAUUAUUGUAAUUAGAAUUAUAUGUGUUAAUAUGUAAAUAUGUGAAACUGAAUAGAUAUAUUUGUAAUUGUUAUUUAAGGCGUAAAAUAAAAAUUGUGUUACACAGUCUUACAAAACUAAAAGGUAAUCAAAUGUGUGUUUAUUACGUUCUUGGUUAUAGGAACUGUUGCGAAUGCACGAAAAAACUCUUUGUGAAUGAA
Messenger RNA from Macrobrachium nipponense, 2504 nucleotides. It is a transcript of the gene Es2, whose product is annotated as splicing factor ESS-2 homolog. Bases 150 to 1769 code for a protein of 539 amino acids. The transcript has 7 exons. The record is from RefSeq and is a predicted model, not a curated record. Gene Ontology annotation, cellular component: catalytic step 2 spliceosome. NCBI's taxonomy places the organism in Eukaryota, Metazoa, Arthropoda, Malacostraca, Decapoda, Palaemonidae.